Platichthys flesus (European flounder) is the source of this 2826-nucleotide messenger RNA. RefSeq names its product carboxypeptidase Z (gene cpz). Gene Ontology annotation, biological process: proteolysis. Lineage: Eukaryota; Metazoa; Chordata; Actinopteri; Pleuronectiformes; Pleuronectidae. The record is from RefSeq and is a predicted model, not a curated record. The transcript is spliced from 13 exons. Bases 171 to 2177 code for a protein of 668 amino acids. Gene Ontology annotation, molecular function: metallocarboxypeptidase activity; zinc ion binding; protein binding.
CUGGCGCGCCGCACUUUUUUCUCGGGUCAGGGAUGCUCCGCGCAGACAAAGGAAGGAGCUCGUCUCUCCGUGAUGUGUAGGUGGUAAUUAUCGGGAGGGAAAAGUUGCCGCUUCAAACGCGCACUGCCACAUCACACACCGAGCAGCUCGAGCAUUGCCCGUCCUGCAACAUGCGUUUAGGACUUUUGGUGCUGUUCUUCUCCUGGUCGAGGAGCUGUUGGUGCGCCCCACAGCAGCAGCAGGUCUGUCAUCCCGGAGACGAGCUUUUGGGAAGAUGCACUAGCAACGUUUAUGAAGAAAAACCCACGUGUACAGAGCUAAACCUGGGCUACUGCAAUGAUAUGGAAUACUCAAGAACCAUAUUUCCAAACAUCCUUGGCCACCGGACUCGCUCGGAUGCUGAAUCAGGGGCAGAGUACCUCCUCCUCAGUGUCAUCCACGGCCUGCUCAACGGAGAGUGCUCCCCCGAGAUACGCCUCAUAAGCUGCGCAGUGAUCGCCUCGCCCUGCCGGGACGACAAGAUGAUCAAGCCAUGUCGCAGCACGUGUGAGACCUUGAGGAAGGACUGCAGCCACGCCUUUGAGGCCAUCGAUAUGGCCUGGCCCUACUUUCUAGACUGUGACCGCUUCUUCGCCAGCGACCAAGAGGGCUGCUUCGACCCGCUGGCAGGGAUGAGAGCCAGACAAGAGCAAGCAAUGUCCAGCCUCUCUCCACAAGAACCCAGCACCAUCAUCCAGUUCACCUACACCUCCAAUUCCCAGAUGUACAGCUUACUGAAGAGAACCGCAGCCAAGUGUUCACAUAUCUCCCACGUGUACAGCAUCGGACGCAGCACUGAGGGCAGGGAUUUGCUGGCCAUCGAGUUCACCAACAACCCGGGACAGCACGAGCUAACGGAGCCAGAGAUCAAGUUGGUGGGCAACAUGCACGGCAACGAGGUGCUGGGCCGUCAGCUGCUCAUCUACCUGGCUCAGUACCUGUGCUCAGAGUACAUGCUGGGCAACCAGAGAAUUCAGACCAUCAUCAACACAACCCGCAUCCACAUCCUGGCCUCGAUGAACCCUGAUGGCUAUGAACUGGCCGCCGCAGAGGUAGAGGAUAGAAAUGACCCGGAGCUCAACAACCAGGAAGGUCACUUGAUGAAUAGUUGGACCAGUGGUCGGGCCAACGCCCAGAACCUCGACCUGAACCGCAAUUUUCCAGACCUCACCUCUGUCUUCUACCGGAAUCGCCGCGGCAGGCACUACCGCAUUGACCACACUCCAAUCCCUGAUGCCUACUGGUUUGGAAAGGUGGCACCAGAGACCUAUGCAGUGAUGAAGUGGAUCAGGUCACUGCCCUUCGUUCAGUCCGCCAGCCUCCACGGAGGAGACCUGGUGGUCUCUUAUCCCUUCGACUUCUCUCGACACCCCCAAGAGGAGAGGAUUUUCUCACCUACUCCAGAUGAGCAGCUCUUCAAGCAGCUGGCUCGCACCUAUGCGGACGCCCAUGCCACCAUGUCAAAUAAUGACACAGAGAGGUGCGGAGCCUCCUUCUACCGAACCAGAGGCAUCAUCAACGGGGCGCUGUGGUAUAGUUUUGCUGGUGGCAUGUCCGACUUCAACUACCUGCACACUAACUGUCUGGAGAUCACUGUGGAGCUCGGCUGUGACAAAUUCCCCUCGGAGGCCGAGCUUUACCCAGAGUGGAAGAGGAAUAAGGAGGCUCUGCUCAGUUUUAUUGAGUCUGUCCAUCGAGGGAUAAAGGGAGUGGUCAAGGACCUUGACGGCAACGGGAUAAAAGGUGCUACCAUCUCUGUCAGGGGGAUUAGGAAAGAUGUCACCUCAGCUGAAGAUGGAGACUACUGGCGGCUGCUGAACCCUGGUACUCACAUCCUGACAGCCACAGCCAAGGGUUACUCCAGGGUCACUAAGAGGGUUCAUCUGCCUCACAAACUGAACAAGGCGGGACGUGUUGACUUUGUGUUGGAGAAGGUUCCUGUGGAGCCCGAUAUCGACGACCACCUCUUCCCUACAGUAGACACGUGGGAUCGAUUUGACCCCUACAACCAGUUUGGGCGCAACAGCGAGCCAGACGCUCGCGAAGGAGAGAUCGAGCAAGAGGAGAAGCCUUGGUGGUGGACUUACUUCUCCCAGUCUGGCAUUUCGCCUCCGCCCUGGCUGCUGAGAAGUGUCUAAACUCACUGUCGGGUCAAUGGAGAUCCUAGCGUACCACUGCAGAGGGUGACUGGCGAUGGAUGGCGCCACAUCCAGUCCAACCAGUAUCCGCAUCCAUGUAGCAGAAGCUGUGAAACUGAAAUCAACAGUACCUAAAUAUAUUUCACCGCUUCCUGGAAGGAUGUGAAGAGGCUUUUUCCACCAGGCAACACAUUUAAUUCUGGUCUGUAGGUGUAGGAGUAUUGACCAAUAUUGCUUUGCAGCUACAAUUAUAAUUUUUUUUAAAUGGAACCACUGGGAAAUAAAUGAGUUAUGCUCAAUGAUAGGCCUUUAAUGAAAAUCACAAAAAAUAAUGUCAUGCACGUAUUUGGAUAUUGUGAUUAUAGAUAACAACUUCCAAUGGGACGGCAGCUCUUUUAAUUAGUUUGUUACAUUUUUUUUAUUAGGUUUGACUAUUCUGUUCCGCAGGUAAUAUAUAUCUUAAUUUAGUCCCAUGUAAUGUAUUAUACAAGGCCGAAUUUAUGGACCACUAAGGGCAUUUGAUAUUGAGCACCACAUUUAUGCUUGGGUUAUCAGUAACCAUGCACGUUGCAAACAAUUGUACUGAUUUGUAGAUUCCUACUAUGUUUGUUUUCCACAAGCUUUCAAAAUAAAUAUUUUCUGCAAUAUU